AUGUCUCGCCAACAAGGUAUUAUGACCGGCGCCGGCGGAUCGUCCGAGCUGCUGCAGGCAGGGUUCACUCAGAAAGCCCUCACCGCGCUCGUGGCCCAGCACUCCUCCAACAAGUCUUUCGUAGACAGGGUGCAGCAAUACAUCCGGGACAGCGCAGCAUCCGUCGCACCGUUUGUGUCGAACGCCACCAAGGACGCGCUCGGGUAUCCCAUGGACCGGCUCAGCAACGGCAAUGCCCUGCUCGCCCUGUCUGGAAACGGCACGUACAGAAACACGACCGUGGACUAUGCCGCUGCGGCAGAGGCUUUAAGGGACAGUAUCGACCUCAACCGUCGCAACAACGAGGGCGGGCUCUGGUAUUACACAUAUCCGUACUGGAGCUAUCUCGACGGCAUGUACAGUCUUGCGCCGUUCUACACGCUGUAUUCGCUGGAUGCCGCGCUCGACGAUGGGACCGUCAACAUCACAGCUUUGGAUGACAUGUUGCUCCAGCUGGAGCUUCUGUGGCAGCACUGCCGUAACUCAACCUCAGGCCUGCUGGUCCAUGGCUACGAUGCAUCUUAUACGGCGGUCUGGGCAAACCCGGAUACGGGCGCUAGUCCUCACGUCUGGGGUCGCAGUCUGGGCUGGCUCGCCAUGGCGCUUGUGGAUACGCUGGAGGUUCUCGGAAAAGCAAAGGAUGCACGGCCUCUGAUAAAAUACACGGGCCGGCUCCGGGAAAUGUUCCAGAGCCUCGCAGCGGCGCUAAUUCGAGCUGCAGAUCCGGUGAGCGGCGCUUGGUGGCAGGUACUCGACCGACCGGGCGAUGAAGGGAACUAUAUCGAGAGCAGUGGCAGCGCCAUGUUUGCGUAUGCGCUUCUUAAGGGACGGCGGUUGGGUUACCUGGAUGGUGUGGCAGCUGCAAGUGAUGCAUCGCAGAUUGGGAUCAAAGCGAGCGCGUACCUGACAAAUACUUUUGUGGUGGAUAAUGGAAAUGGCGCUCUUGGCUAUAAUGGAACUGUCUCGGUCUGCAGCCUUAACUCUACUGCUUCAUAUGACUACUAUGUCGGUCAACCCAUUCUCUAUAAUAGUGUAUUGGGAUCGGCCGCUUAUGUGCUUGCUUCGCUUGAGAUGGAACGCUUGCAACAGUAG
Molecule: messenger RNA, 1131 nt
Organism: Truncatella angustata
Lineage: Eukaryota; Fungi; Ascomycota; Sordariomycetes; Amphisphaeriales; Sporocadaceae
Product: Six-hairpin glycosidase-like protein
Exons: 2
Coding region: 1-1131 (376 amino acids)
Biological process (GO): carbohydrate metabolic process
Source: RefSeq, a predicted model, not a curated record